AUGGCAAUAGGUGAUAAUUCUAGGCACAUUAGUGGUGCCAAAUUGGUUUCAAAAGUAAAAGGAAACCAUUUCCACAGACAAGAAUCGAAAGUAGAGAACAUAAAUUAUAUGAUUGGCAAGAAUGUGUGGAUAAAAGUGGAUACUGAUGAACUCUUUGCCGAAGCAACUGUCAAAUCUAUCGAUUCAGAACUCAUUUGUGUAAAAUAUAAGGGAGAAGAAAUAACAUUGAGGAUAGAUGACUGCCUAAACAAUCUAUCGGACAUAGAACCUUUACACAUUUCUGAUUUGGUGAAAAUACCACAUGCUAAUAGUGCAGUUGUAUUGGAUAUUCUGAAUAAAAGGUUCCAGAAUGACGUCAUAUAUACAUAUGCAGGGAAGUUAUUGGUGGCGUUGAACCCGUUCAAACAACUCUCUAAUCUCUACGGGGAAUCCGUCAUUAAAAAGUAUUGUGGAGCCAUUACAAAAUUUGGAUUCCCGCCAGAUUUAGAACCUCAUUCGUAUGCAGUUGCUCAAAGUGCUAUGAAUGGUUUGAUUAAUAAUAAUAGAUCUCAGUCAUGCAUUGUGAGUGGAGAAUCUGGAGCAGGCAAAACCGAAACGGCUAAGCAAUUGAUGAGCUUUUUUGCAUAUGGGCAAACUUCAAAUGACAAUAAAGUACAAAAUGCAAUAUUAGGCACAAAUUUAUUACUAGAAUCAUUUGGAAAUGCUAAAACCUUAAACAAUAAUAAUUCCUCAAGGUUUGGAAAAUUUUUGAAGUUAUUGUUAAAUCCAGAUGGAGGAAUAAAAGGUGGAGUAUUAUCAAGUUAUAUGUUAGAACUAUCAAGAAUAGAAUUUCAAAAUGAAAACGAACGAAAUUUUCAUAUAUUUUAUCAAUGCAUUAAAGGCUUAAGUAAUGAAGAGAAAGGUAUUUACGGGUUUCUAUCCUUGGACUCUUACAAAUUUUUAAAUAAAUGGAAGUGUUAUGAUGCACCUGGAAUAGAUGAUAUCAAAGAUUUCGCGGAACUUAGAAAACAAUUAAAAAUAUUGUUCUCCGAAGAAGAUUGUGUCAACUUUUUUAAAUGCAUAUCGGGGAUAUUAUUAUUGGGAAAUGUUGAGUUUGAAGAGACAAGUGCUAUGGGUGUAGAUAAUGCAGCAAAAAUUAGUAACGAUGAUACGUUUCAGGACAUGUGUAAUUUAUUAGGUAUUGAUCCAGAAUUGGCACGAAAGGCAGUAACACAAAAGGUUGUAGCUAUAAACAAUUCUGUUAUAGAAUCUUCAGUUACAACAGCCAUAGCUGAGGUGAAUACCAAAGCAAUGGCUAAAGAUUUAUAUGGAGCCUUAUUUGAAUAUUGUAUAGAUUCUGUAAACCAAAUCAUACAAUUUGAUUCGGAUGCAAACAACUGGAUCGGUAUUCUAGAUAUUUAUGGGUUCGAAUAUUUUGAACACAACACAUACGAACAACUUUUGAUUAAUUAUGCUAACGAAAGAUUGCAGAAAUAUUUUAUAAAUCAGGUGUUUCAAUCUGAAGUUAAUAUUUACCAGGAAGAGGGAAUUGAUCACUCAUGUAUAGUAUUUACGGAUAACUCGAAUAUUCUGCAAAUUUUUGAUAAACCAAAUCAAUCUAUAUUUUCAUUUCUUGAAGAACAAUGUCUUAUACAAACAGGAUCUUCUGAAAAGUUCACCCAAAGUUGUAAAUCAAAAAUAAAUAAUGAUAAUUUUCUUCCUUCCAAGGGAGAACAGUGUUCCUUUACAAUCGUUCAUACCGCGGCCACUGUAACCUAUAAUACGGAAGAAUUCGUGGUGAAAAACAAACACAAAUUAUCACAAAGUAUUUUAGAUCUUCUGAUAAAUUCCAAAAAUCAUCUUGUUUGUGAAUGUUCCAAAAAAAUACCAAAUGAGAAUGGGAAUAUGAAGGGGAAAUUUUUGGGGUCCUUAUUCCAAAAAUCUAUAUUAUCAUUAAUGAAUUGUUUGGAAACUACUGACUCGCACUUUGUACGUUGCAUAAAAACAAACCAAGAAAAGAUCCCAAAUUUUUACAACUUUAAAGGUGUAUAUGAUCAGCUUAUAUCGUUAUCUAUUUUGGAGUCUAUUCAAACAAUUCACCGUGGAUUUGCAUAUAAGGCAUUAUUUUCAGAGUUUAUAAAAGAAAAUGAACUCUUAAGUUCUGUGUCAUCUUCAUCUCAGAACUCACCUGAAGAUCUAAAAGCAAAUGUCAAGUCCAUAUUAGAUAAUUUGGCUAUACCUCAAAGUGAAUAUAGGAUCGGGAAAACAAAGCUCUUUCUUAGGAAGAAUGGUUGGAUUCUAUUGGAACAAAAUUUCCUUCAAUUCACAAAUAUGUUAAAGCCGAUGGGUGAUUUGUUAUAUAGAUAUUACAGGUCAAACUUAACCAAAAGGAUAUUUAACAACACAAAAGCACUUAUUAUCAGACUACAAUCUAAUAUAAGACGGUUUAAUGUCCAGGGAUGCAAGAUGAAGAAGUUGGAGGAUAUAUCCAAUUUUGUUGGCACAUUUCUUAUUCUAGAUUUUAUAAAUAGAAAGGACAAAAAAGAGGCAGCGGCUGUUUUCAUUCAAAGUUUUUUUAGAAUGUAUAUUAUUAGAAAAUCCUAUUUGGAUAGAUUAGAGACUUUUAGAAAAGAAUUAAUAAAACAAAGGGUAGAAAAAAAUUUGAAACUCUUUAAAAGAUGUUAUAAUGUUCUAUCAAUUACAAAUUACCUAAAAAAUAUUUAUAGAUCGGCAUUAUUGAAUAAAUCAGCUACAAUUAUCGCUUCAGGCUGGCGUAUGCACCUAGCAAUAAAAUUAGCAAAUGAGUUACGGAUUUCAAAAAUUAGGGAAUUUUCUGCCAUAUUUAUACAGAAGCAUAUUAGAGGAUAUUUACAACGUAAAAUUUAUACAUAUAUCCGUGAGAUAACUCCAUAUAUAAUUUUGAUUCAGGCAUUUGCAAGGGGCUACUUGAUCAGAAAACGUUUUGAUGGAAAUUAUAAACAUUUUACUUCCAUUCGUAGAAGAUUAAAAUUUUCAAAAUGUUUAGUUUUCCUUCAAAAUUCGAUACGAGCUAUUACAGCCAGGAAUUUAUUGUAUGUAUUCUAUCAGGAUGUUCUAACAAUUCAAAGUUUUUUCUGGACCCGUUAUUGGUAUAGGGAAUUCUAUAGAAUACAGAAUGCAGACGCUAUAAUAAAAUCUACUUGGAGAUCUUAUAAAUUUAAAUCCAUAAUUAGGGAUGAGAAGGAGAAGUUGUUGAUACGUUCUCAAAAGAGAGAAGUAGAAGAUAUAACAAGAACAGAAACUCUGACUUCCUUACUAAUUUUCAACAAAUACAAGAAUUCGGUUGAUUCUUGGCUGCCAAUUCACAUAAAUGUUUCGACUUCUCUGAAGGAAUUUUAUCCCAGGGGUUGGAGUCAAACACUUUUACACAUCAUAAAUUUAAACGGGAAAAGAACUAUCACAGGGUUAUCAAUGGGUGCGUUUCACACUGUAGUAGUCCUUGAUGGAAUCUAUGUUCAUACGUUUGGAUUAAAUGAUAGGGGUCAAUUGGGAACAUCAAUUAAGCAUCAAAAAGAAACAUCGGAACCAAUAACAAUAAUAAAAGAACGUUUACUAAUCAAAGACGUUCAAUGUGGCAUAGAACACACUCUUUUAUUAUUGAACGAUGGAUCUGUCUACAGCUGGGGAUUCAAUAAGCAUGGACAAUGUGGUAUAGGUUGCAAGGAUGAAAUAGUUGAUAAGCCAACUCUCGUGCGUUUUCCAGUCCUGAAUGGAGCUCCGGUUAUCAUUUCUAAAAUCAGUGCCGGGGAGUAUCAUAACUUGGCUCUCACUGAAGAUGGUAGGCUAUACAUUUGGGGAAGAGGGACGCACACAAAUCUUGCAGUUUGUUCUGAUAAAACAAAAUUGUCAGAUAUAUUCAAACCACUUGAAAUAUUUUCUUCUCAUGGGAACAGAUAUUCCGGACCAAGGAAAAUAAAAAAUAUUUUUUGUGGAAAACAAGUAACCUAUCUUCUGUCUGAGGAGGACAACCUAUAUUCCUUUGGAAAUAGCUAUAAUGGGCAACUUGGACACAAUACUGUUGAUCGCCCAUCGAACGGUCUGCAUAUGGAUAGAUUGCAAGUGUUAGGUAUCGGUAAAGUUGCUUUAUUUGCACAUGGACCUAAUUUUACUAUAUCAACUGACAUAUUUGGAAACAUUUAUCAAUGGGGAACAAUAUUAACUGUAAAUCCGGAUACAAAUGAAUACUCCAAAGUUGUAAUUCAUAAACCUAUACCUGUUGAUAUUGACAAAGAUGUGAUAGGAUCUCCUCCAGUGAAAAUUACCAUAGGAUGGUGGGAAACAACCAUACUUACUGAAGAUUUAACGGUUUGGGGGUGGAAUUAUUCCGUAAUCGGUGCUACCAUUCGACCGGUUUUGUAUAGAUAUUCAAUCCUAGACGAUGUAUCUUGCAGCGAUAUUUUAUCUUUAUCGUCCCCUGCACUUAGUUCUACACUUGUAAAACUAUAA
Molecule: messenger RNA, 4464 nt
Organism: Theileria equi strain WA
Lineage: Eukaryota; Apicomplexa; Aconoidasida; Piroplasmida; Theileriidae
Product: myosin B, putative
Exons: 2
Coding region: 1-4464 (1487 amino acids)
Biological process (GO): vesicle transport along actin filament; actin filament organization
Cellular component (GO): actin cytoskeleton; vesicle; myosin complex
Molecular function (GO): actin filament binding; ATP binding; microfilament motor activity
Source: RefSeq, a predicted model, not a curated record